UAGAUGGAAUCUAUCCAUGCUGCGAUAAGGAUCUGUUUGUUACUCUUAAUUCUCAAGUAUCAUGUUUAGCUACACCCAUCUCAAUGUUGAAAUAUGUUUUCAGAGCUACUAUGAUUAUUUUUUUUUAAAAGUACUCUCAAGAUGGUUUUGUGGGUACACAGCAAAACCACUUGGAUUUCCUUGGGCUGGUGGAGAGCCCACGCCCAGGCUGUUCAUCAUCUGCCUUCAUAUUUGAAACUGCUUGGCUCUUACAGUUAUUCUGCCAAUAAAUGCAGCUUAUUUGGAUUGCUGGAGCUUUCGUAGCAGUUAAUUGGAGCUUGAGCUUUGCCUCCUUUCCCCUAUAAAAGGAGAAGCACUUGCAGAGAGACUGGGUUCCUCUUUCUUCAUCAUCAAGCCAAGGCAGGAUUAUGGAAGCCAUGGCAACAAGGAGGAUCUUCUUCCUCUUGACUGGGUUGGUGGUCCUGGCUGGACCAUGUUUUGCAAACUCAUUUGGGAAAGACUUUAUCACAGUCUUCCCUACCAACCUCAAGCAACCUGACCGGAAUUCUAUCUUCGAGCUGGUCUUCACUACCUAUCACCCUGGAACCAACAUCACAGUGACAACUCACAAGGAUGAGCACCAGCACAUCAUUACUACCCAACAAGUGGAAACUGUUUCAUUUAGGCUUCCAGCCUCCAUUGAGAUGGUGGGGAGUAAUUUAUUUGAUGACACAGUGCAGAUCAAAGCAGACAAAGACAUCUCUGUCUUCUUCCGCAACCACAAGGACUACACAACUGGUGCCACGGCUGUGUACCCGGUCCAGCAGUUGGGCACACUGUAUUAUGUGGUGACCCCCGAGGGAAACAUGGCAGGCACUUUCAAAGAAUUUGCAGUUGUAGCCUACAAGUCUCCCACUCAAGUAGACAUUCUCCUGACUGGAUCUGUGUCGUUCGGAGGCCAGUCUUAUUCUGCAGGAAGCCGGCUGGUUGUUGACCUUAAGGCCUUCCAGGCAAUCCAGCUGCAAAGUUCAGAUGAUCUAACUGGCACCAGGGUGGAAUCUGUGGAACCUGUGGCUGUCCUGAGUGGGCACAGUUGUGCUAAGAAAAAUACACAUUGUGACCAUGUGAUCGAACAGCUCUUGCCUGUUCACAGCUGGGGCACCACCUUCAUUGUCCCCUCACUUAGCUUCCAGACCAGCGUUGACCAGGCAUAUAUACUUGCAUCCCAACGUGCUGCCAUCUUGUUGCAAACUGGGUUCAAAACACACUCCAUUUCUCUGGACCCUGGGGAAGUUUUCUACUUUAACAUCCGGAACUCUCACCCAGUUUACAUUUCUGCUGACGUGGGAAUCCAGGUGCUGUUCUUCUUCACUGGUGCCACAAGAGGAAGGAAAAUCUAUGACCCGUUCCUCAUCAACAUUCCACCCCUAACAAGCUACUGCACAUCAUACCACAUGGAUGCAAUGCAGCAAUAUGAUAAUUAUGUGGUCCUCAUAGCCAAAACCUCAGAAUCUACAGGGAUCGCAUUUGAUAAGAGAACUGUUCAAAACAUUCGCUGGAUGCCUAUCCCUGGCACUGAGUAUUCUUGGGCUGAACACAGGCUGAGCAGUAGAAUGAGUGCCUUGUCCUUAAAGCAUCCCAGUGCACCUUUUGGAGCCUUCAUCCUUGGAGCAUCAAAUGGUGAUGGCUAUGGCUCAGUGGGCCUUUGCUCUCCCAUGUGCCCAGUCAAUAGCCACUACAGGGACUGUGUUGACCUCUGCUCCACCAGCUGUGCCAUCAUCACGUCUGAUCGUCCACCAUGUUCACAGACUUGCACUGCGGGCUGCCAGUGCAAUGAUGGCUUCUUCUAUGAUGAUCACAAUGGCUGCGUUUCAGAAGAAAAGUGUGGAUGCCACAGAGAGGGAAUCUACUUCAGGCCUGACGAAGUGAAGCUGAUGCAUGAGUGUCAGGAUAGCUGCCACUGCAUCCCAGGCAAAGGGGUACUCUGCGAAGCCCACAGCUGUGCCACUGAUGAGACCUGCACAGUCCAAGAUGGAGUCAUGCGUUGUUAUAAGGAAGAUUCCAUCACCUGUCCUGAGAACAGCCACUAUGAGGCCUGUGGAAAUGCCUGCCCAGCCACCUGCUUUGACCGAUUUGCUCCCUCAGCGUGCAAUAACACCUGUGCAGAGGUCUGCCAGUGUGACAAGGGCUUUGUCCUCAGCGAUGGGAAGUGUGUCCCGGUGGAGAGCUGCGGCUGCUUGUACAACGGGAAGACCUACAAGGCAGGGGAGGAGUUCUGGGAUGAUGAAAGCUGUCAAACUCGCUGCAGGUGCAACCCCAGAUUGGCCAAGAUGGAGUGCAGGAAAGAUUCUUGCAAGGCCAACCAGAAAUGUAGGAUGGUCAAGGGCACAUGGGGCUGUCACACCACCAGACAUUCCACCUGCAUAGCAUCUGGGGACCCUCACUACACUACCUUCGAUGGAAAGAAGUUUGACUUCAUGGGGACCUGCAUUUACCAGCUGGCAGGCACCUGCUCUGAUGACCCCAACCUCACCCCCUUUUCGGUCACGGUGGAGAACAACAACCGAGGCAGUAAGGCGGUGUCCUUCACCAAGGUGGUGACCCUGGAGGUCUACAAUAUGACCCUCAGCCUGAGCCAAGAGCAUCCACAGAAGUUCAAGGUCAAUGAAGUCUUUGUGGACCUGCCCUUCUUCUAUGAAGAUAAAGUGAAGGCCUAUACUAGUGGUGUCCAUGGCUUCAUCCAGACAGACUUUGACCUGAAAGUCAGCUUUGACUGGUACAGCUAUGCCAGGGUCAUACUUCCCAAUUCUUAUGCCAAAGCUGUCUGUGGUCUCUGCGGCAAUGCCAAUCAGGAUCCCAGUGAUGACUUUAUCAUGAAGGAUGGAACUAAAGCAACUGAUGAAAUCCAAUUUGCAGACAGCUGGAAGGUGAAGGAGGUCCCAGGGUGCUCGGCAGGUUGUACUACUGACUGUCCAGUAUGCAAGGAGGCAGAAAAACAAGUCUACAAAGGGGACCAGUUCUGUGGGAUCCUCAUCAAAAAGGAUGGGCCCUUCAGGCAGUGCCACAAAGUCCUUGACCCAUCCUCCUACUUUGAUGACUGUGUUUUCGACACCUGCCAGUACAAGGGCCACCAGGACACUCUCUGCAGUGCCAUCAGUGCCUACGUGACAGACUGCCAAUCUCAGGGCAUCCAGAUUGAGCCAUGGAGAUCAUCAUCCUUCUGCAACCUUCCAUGCCCACACAAUUCCCACUACGAACCUUGUGGAACUAGCUGCCCUGCCACGUGCCAUGGUUCUGCCCCGGAAACAUGCGAAACGCCAUGCAUUGAAGGAUGCUUUUGUGACCCUGGGUUCAUCCUCAGUGGGGGCACAUGUGUCCCUUCUGCUGAGUGUGGCUGUGAGCACCAGGGCAGAUACUACAAGAAAGGAGAUGAGUUCUAUCCCAGCAGAUCUUGUGGAGAGAAGUGCCAAUGCUUGGGCAAUGGAAUUACGAAGUGCCGGCAGCAGUCUUGUGGACCAAAUGCAGUGUGCAGCGUGGAGAAUGGCGUCCAAGGCUGCCAUCCCAUCAGCUAUGGAACCAUGGUUGAAUCUGGGGACCCCCAUUACAUCUCCUUUGAUGGACUGAUUUUCACAUUCCAUGGCUCUUGCACAUAUACGCUAGCCAGAGUCUGCAGCAACGAUCCCCAGUUGGAGGACUUCUCAGUCCUGGUGAAGAAUGAGAAAGUAGAUGCUACCCCAUCAGUACUAGUAAAGGCUGUUGUGCUCUCUGUGUAUGGACAUACCAUUGUCUUGGAGAGAGGAAUAAAAUGGAAGAGUGUGGUGGAUGGAGAGCCCCGUAAUCUGCCACUGACCACAUUAGAUGGGAAAAUUAGGAUCAGCCAGGAAGGCAACAACAUCAUUGUCCACACACGGUUUGAUCUCACAGUCUUUUAUGAUACUUCCUCUUAUGUCCGUGUGACUGUCCCCAGCACCUACCAGGGGCAAAUGUGUGGUCUGGGGGGCAACUUCAAUGGCGACCAGAGUGAUGACUUCUUGCUACCCAAUGGCAAACAUGCUCAAAACGUGGAAGAGUUUGGGGCCUCCUGGAAGGUCUCUGUGGAUGGUGUUGCUUGUUCUGAUGGCUGUGGUGAGAGAUGCCCCACCUGCAGUUCAGCCCAGAUCGACCCAUACAGGGCUGAGCAGUCCUGUGGAAUGAUCCAGUCCAAAUCUGGCCCUUUCAGAGAAUGUCACCCCUUGGUGAGCCCUGCUGAGUACUUCGAGCUCUGCCUGUAUGACAUGUGUGCAACGGAAGGGGCGGAGGAAUCCCUCUGCCGAAGCCUUCAGGCCUACGUAGCUGCAUGUCAGGCAGCUGGAGGGGCAGUCGGUGCCUGGAGAACCUCCUCCUUCUGUCCCCUCGCCUGCCCAGCUAACAGCCACUACGAGACAUGCACCAAAUCUUGUGACACCAGCUGCGCUGCUUUGAAUGCUCCAGUCCAGUGCAUGAAGAAUUGCUUUGAAGGCUGCCAUUGCAAUGAUGGCUACAUGUUUGAUGGAGACACUUGCGUGCCUGUAAACAAAUGUGGCUGCGUACUUGAUGGACUGUACCUCAAGGUUGGAGAGAGCAUCUUCCCAAGCAACUGCACAGAGAAAUGUACCUGUGGUCCCUCCAACCAAAUCACCUGUGAGAGAACCAGCUGCCAGUCUAGCAAGACCUGCACACUUAAGGAUGGUGUACGUGCCUGUCAGCAAAGGGGAGUCCAGUGCAAAGUCAGCCCAGAAGGCCAGCUCACUUCUUUUGAUGGUGCCUCAGCAAAGUACCUGUGCAGUAAAGUUUAUGACAUAGCCACUGUAUGUGAUGGAAAUGCUUCCACCUGGUUUAGGGUAGCAGUGAGCAUCGCAAAGAAUAGUGAUGAUAGUCUGGCAGCUGGGGCAGCCGUCUACGUUUUUUUGCCGGAUACAUUCAUCACGGUGAAAAAGAACAAUAGGGCAUGGGUGAAUGGACGUCCCGUCAGGCUGCCAUACAACAGAAAUGGUGUAUCUGUGAGCCAAGUUUCAGAUGGGAUCAUAAUUGACAAGGCUUCUCAGUUGCAGGCUCAUCUUCAUCCUAAUGGAGAAGUGACUCUAAAGGUUGAGGAGACCUUUGCAGGAAAACUCUGUGCCCCAUGUGGAAACUUCAAUGGGGACAGCUUGGAUGACUUCAAGCUGCCCAGUGGGAAGAUUGAGAAGAACAUUAAUGAGGUCCUCCAUGCCUGGGAGGCCAAAGACCUCUAACAUGAGUAAAGAUCAUGUUUUUCAGGGACUUCUGGGAGUCAUGCAUGGCCUUGAGCUUUAACCAAGUUCACACCGAAGGACACCUCAUUCAAAAGGCCAUGACUCUUUCACAGAAACAUGGUUUUAUCAUAGCUUCUCCAGGUCUGUUGUUCCAGGCAGCCAAAUCUCAGUGCUAAGUGCAAUUCACUGUUCAGCAUUUAUAUUGUGAAUGGCAGCAUCACUUGUAGCAUUGUCAGCCAUUAGUUCACAUGUGUGCAAAAGCUUAGCCUCAAGCACCUCUUAUCAAGCAACGAGCUAACAAUAUUGUAGAUUCCCCAAACAGAAGCCACAACAAGAAAAAAUACAGAGUAGCCAAGAACAGUGAAAUGUGAAAAGAACUCUGUUUCUAAAUGUUUUAUCGAAAAGAAACAAGGGAAAACAGCAAAUCCAUGUCCUUUUGCAGUAACUGAAGUGCCACUGAAGUGAGAGAUUUUGCAUUUUCCUUGGCAAAAUGAAACAAAAUGGCAACAAAAACAUAGCUAAGACCACAUUUGAAGCCUUUCUUUGGAUCACACCCAAGGAUCUUGGAUAAGCAGUAAGAAAUUCCCGCUAUGUAAUGUUAUCUUGAAAUACCUUGCUAAUGAAGAUAAGAGGUUAGAAUUUGCAUAUCUAGAUUAAUCAUGGGAACACUGUGCAUGUAACUCUGAGACUGAAUGUAUGAUGAGGCUAUUGGUCUGUUAUCUGCUACUUAAAUUCCACUUUAAAAAGUAGAAACAUCAAAACUAAGCUUAUCGCAUUGCAAAGUUAACUGGUGAAUUGCUCGCAUAUACUUGUUCUUCCCAUGAUGCAUCUCAACAUAAAUAUGAACUAUCUCUCCAAAAUUUAUCUGAUAAUAAUUUCUGUUCUCUGAUUUGUUACCUUACUUUUGCAUAUAAUUCUGAAAUCAAAUAUGAGAUUUGUUUUGACCUUUGAUCUUUGGUCUGCUUUGAGAGAUUUUGAUACAGAAAAUAUUGUUGGACCAAUGUUUGCCCACUGUAUAAAUUCUAGUUUUGCAAAUUACUUGUGAACAAAUUCUUGAACUGCCUCAAAUGUUCUUUGCCUUAUGUGAUUUUUGCCUUUUAUUUUGUAACAUAGAGGUCCCAACCUGAAAAUUAUUGGACUAAUUUUUGAUAUGAUUCUAGUCUUUGAACUGUUUCUUAAACUAAACAAUGUGCCUAUACUUGUCAGUUUGGCUAUAUGAUUUCUAGAGAGUGGAAACCAUUACGUUUUUACCAUGAGAUUUGCUGCAAUAAAAGGUCUCUUUGAUCUUCA
Messenger RNA from Varanus komodoensis (Komodo dragon), 6518 nucleotides. RefSeq names its product IgGFc-binding protein-like. Gene Ontology annotation, molecular function: protein binding. The record is from RefSeq and is a predicted model, not a curated record. The coding region runs from base 408 to 5228 and encodes 1606 amino acids. The transcript has 12 exons. NCBI's taxonomy places the organism in Eukaryota, Metazoa, Chordata, Lepidosauria, Squamata, Varanidae.